CCAAUCUCCACCUCCACGCAACGGUAAUAACUUUGGUUUUCAAUUUCGAAACUCAACAAUAAGGUCAAUAUCGCUUCAAUCCAGGGGUAAUUUGUUGCAAACUUCGACAGUUGAUCAUCAACACCAAAGAUGGAGAACGGACAAUACGUGGACGGGAGUUUAUGGUUCUAUGCUCCCACCAAAGGAGCACCUGUCGUGUGGGCUUUGCUCUUUCUCAUUUCAGGAAUCACCCAUGCAUGGCAAUGCAUACAUUUCAAAUGCUGGAAGGUUACAGGCAUCUUACCAUGGUCUGCGUUACUCUUCGUUGUCGGAUAUUCAUUCCGUGAAUAUGGAGCCUACCAUUUCGAUUAUAUUGACGUUUUCAUCGUCAGUCUCGUUUUCACUUAUGCAGCGCCACCCCUCUACGAACUAUCAAACUACUUCGUUCUCUCUCGAAUCCUCUAUUAUGUCCCAUACCAAUCACCAAUCCACCCGGGCCGAGUCCUCAGUACCUUCGGAGCCCUCUCCACCAUCAUCGAAGCACUUAACGCCAACGGCGCCGCCUACGUCGCGAACAGCUCCCUCUCAAAAUCCAAGCAAAACACCGGCAAAACACUUCUGAAAGUCGCUCUCUGCCUACAACUCGGCGUUCUGGGCUGCUUCGUCCUCCUCGCCGCAUUCUUCCACCGAAAAUGCAAGAAAGCCAACAUCCUCCCCUCAAAUCUGCGUGCCGCACUCACGACACUAUACAUCUCCUCCGCUCUCAUCGGAGUCCGGACCAUCUACCGCACAGCCGAGUACUUCAGCACCUCCUCGCUCAACUUCUCCGACCCAGACCUGGUACUCUCCUCCAUCACCCCAAUGAUGCGGUACGAGUGGUUUUUCUGGGUCUUCGAAGCGAGUCUCAUGGUGAUCAAUUCGUGUUUGCUGAACGCGAGACACCCAAUGCGGUAUCUGCCGAGGAACAACAAGAUCUAUUUGGCGGAGGAUGGACAGACGGAGAUUUUGGGGGCCGGGUAUGAGGAUAAGAGGAGUUUUUUGGUGACGUUUUUGGAUCCGUUUGAUUUGUGGGGGACGUUGAGGGGGAAAUCGUUGGGGCAGAAGUUUUGGGAGACGCAUGCGGAGGGGAGGGUGGUGGCUGGGGAGCCGGUUGUUGAUAGCUCGCGGGAUCAGGCGGGGGAGGCAGAGAAGGGGCGAUCGGGGCGGCGGUGGGGGCUGAUUGCGUUGAUUCGGAAUAAGUAGUGAUAUGUGGUGAAUUGUUGAUGGGUUGUGCGACUGGUGUGGAGUCUUAUGUAUUGGAUGGCUGUGGGUAUCUUCUUUGCAUUGUGGGAUUUUGGCACACGUGGGAUUCUUUGACUACCUUCUAUUAAUGAUAGCUAGAACAAUUCUAUG
Messenger RNA from Hyaloscypha bicolor E, 1371 nucleotides. RefSeq lists its product as uncharacterized. The record is from RefSeq and is a predicted model, not a curated record. The transcript is spliced from 4 exons. Gene Ontology annotation, cellular component: membrane. The coding region runs from base 130 to 1221 and encodes 363 amino acids. Lineage: Eukaryota; Fungi; Ascomycota; Leotiomycetes; Helotiales; Hyaloscyphaceae.